GUAUAAAGUUUAAGUUACUUUUUGUUGAAAAUCUGUCUGUCUCUCUCUCUCUCGAUCACGCCCAGAGAACCUAACCAAACUGAACUCCUCCGCAGUCUCUCUCUCUCCGUCGCCUCGUCCGGCCAACGCGCCCUCCCACCGAAGCAGCCCCUCAAUUGCCACAAUCAAUCCAUAACCUACACAAACUUCCCUCUUUAGCUUCCUUUUCAACCUCUGCCCGAAUCCGUCAGUUAGGUUCUGACAUCUCGCAGGUGAGUUACUUCGUUUUCAAUUCCAUCCUUGCCUUCUUCCUCCUUCCUUUUUUCUUUCCAAUACCUAUUUAUGGAGCACUUGAGUCACUAAGCACAAUGAAUGGAUCAGCGAGGUCUGAAAGAAACAGGGGUGAAAAAGGCCAGCUUAGUUGGAUUUUUCCAUUUAAUGUUAAGGGUUCAAUUGGGUAAUGUGCAAGAUUUAUUUGACACAAGCCCUGUAAUAUGGUGCAUUGUUCAAGCUCUUUUGUUCAUGGUUUCACGCGCAGAUUCUUUGGCAAACCGUGUUUUAAAACUGCUAGCAUCUAUGGAGCACUGGAGUCAUUAAUAAGCACAGUGAAUGGAUCAACAAGGAAGCCAAUAAAAUAUGUUCUUUGUACUGCACUUAGUUCUUGUGGAAAAACCCGGAAUUGGCGUUUGGGUAUACAAAUCCAUGCUUUCAUGAUUCGAUCUGGAUAUGAAGAUAAUUUGUUCCUCUGCAGUGCACUUAUUGAUUUCUAUGCCAAAUGUUUUGCUAUUCUGGAUGCAAAGAAGGUAUUUUGUGGCAUCAGAACACAUGAUCAGGUUUCAUGGACUUCACUCAUUACGGGAUUAUCGAUCAAUGGACGAGGAAUAGAUGCAUUCUUGUUGUUCAAAGAGAUGCUAUACACCCAAAUUAAGCCCAAUUGUCUUACCUUUGUUAGUGUCAUUAGUGCCUGUGUUGGGCAAAGUGGUGGCCUUCAACAUUGCUCCGCUCUUCAUACUCAUAUCAUCAAGCAGGGAUGUGAUACUAACAAUUUUGUGGUCUGCUCAUUGAUUGACUGUUAUGCAAAUCAGGGACAAAUUGAUGAUGCCGUACUCUUAUUCGCUGAAACUAGUGAGAAGGAUAUUGUUGUGUACAAUUCGAUGAUCUCUGGAUAUUCUAAAAACAUGUUGAGCGAAAAUGCAUUGAAACUGUUUGUAGAAAUGAGGGGGCAAAAUUUGGGUAUUACUGAUCAUACUUUAUGCACGAUUUUAAAUGCUUGUAGCAGCCUUGCAUUACUCCUUCAAGGAAGGCAAGUGCACUCUCUUGUUAUUAAAAUGGGUUCGGAAAGGAAUGUGUUUGUGGCCAGUGCUUUGAUUGAUAUGUAUUCAAAAGGUGGCGAUAUUGACGAGGCUCAACGCGUGUUAGAUCAGACUUCUGAGAAGAAUAAUGUGUUGUGGACAUCCAUGAUCAUGGGUUAUGCUCAAUGUGGGAGAAGUUCAGAGGCUUUGGAACUUUUUGAUUGUCUACUGACCAAGCAAGAGUUAGUUCCUGAUCAUAUCUGCUUUACUGCUGUUUUAACAGCUUGUAAUCAUGCAGGAUUGCUUGACAAAGGGGUGGAAUACUUUAAAAAAAUGACAACAAAUUAUGGCUUGUCUCCUGAUAUUGAUCAAUACGCUUGCUUGAUUGAUCUCUAUGCUAGAAAAGGGAAUUUGAGUAAGGCAAGGGAUGUAAUGCAAAAAAUGCCCUAUGAUCCUAAUUAUGUAAUUUGGAGCUCUUUCUUGAGUUCUUGCAAGAUAUAUGGAAAUGUAAAACUUGGGAGGGAGGCUGCUGAUCAACUUAUCAAGAUGGAACCAAGUAAUGCAGCACCAUAUUUAACAUUAGCACAUGUCUAUGCAAGAAAGGGUUUAUGGAAUGAAGUAGCUGAAGUCAGAAGGCUUAUGCAACAAAGGACAAUGAGAAAACCUGCAGGAUGGAGUUGGGUGGAGGUACCCUUCCAUUUGGUCACACGUCUUUGGGACACGUAUCUAGCUGAAUGAGAUGCCUUACCAUACUUUCUUGUGUAUAUAUUUGCCAGUUUUCUUCUAACGGUGAGCCAGCUUACUCUGGCCUUUGCACCAAUACAAGUUAUUUGAAUUAAAUUUCAUUCUGUAGCCAAGAUGCCGAGGGGUAGUAUUUCUUGGUCCAUUUCCCUCUUCUGGUACAUUGCAGUAGGUAAUGGUAAUCAUGAUUUUCAUUUUUUUUUUGUCAGAAAACACUUGUCUUUUGCACCACUUUUAUGCUGUUAGAAAUCCCUUUUUAGAGAAUAUAUCUCUUUGCAUAGUGUGCAUUUAAACAACCAUCAAAAAGCACAGUUGUGAUCUAUUAUGUUAUCUUACUGUAUAAUGUAGUAUAACUUUUUGAUGCAUGAUUGCUGAUUAUGGUUACUCCAACCAAUUAAUUAACGUGAGAGGAGAAAUUCAAGCAGUUGUGGCUGGCGGGUGGUGCAGUGAUCCAAACAGAAAUACACAUCUUCUGCAGAGAUGUUCUAGUCUGUCACGGCUUGGUAUGCUUCUUUUGGGUGGGCUAAUGGUUAGCCAAGUGGUAAAGUAUAUUUGAACUCUUGGUGUAUAGGCUAGGAACGUGGCAUUUAUACUAUACCAGAAAUACACACAGCAAACUGUAUCUUUAGGCCAAAUACAGUCAACCUUGAGUCACGGUUUUCACAUAGAGUAUACCAGAAUAAACUGAUUUAGCGUCUAGCAAAUUUUUCUGCAGAUUCUAGGUGGCCGGGGACUUCUUCAUUCCUGAUUAAAGCACAUUGGGGGAGAAAGGGUUAUGAGCAGAUUGGUGCUGACUUUGGACGGUGGCUGAACAGACUUAAGUACCUAAAUAUUCAGAUUAGGCAAAGUAUUGCUAGAUUGAUUAGUGUCUAGCCGCAUAGCCAGUGGGCUGUGUUACUUGGUUUAACUCGUUAGUGAGCAGUGUACUUGGCUGGUUUAUGCUAGUAAAAUCUUUGUAUGGGUGCAGUGUUUUGAAUUGAGGAGUAUGUACUUGCCCUAACUGUAAAUCCGGUUUGAUUCUUGUUAUGGUUUGGCUAGAGCUUAGUAUAAUGCUCUGAGGGUAAGGCUUAGAUGAGCAGGCGGAGUUUUUACUCGUAAGGUUUGGAAAGCCAAGAAAAUUAGUCCUGACCGUAUGGCUUCGUUGAGCAAGUAGGAUAACUUUGACAGGAAGACUUUGUUGAACAGGCAAAAUGACUCUGACUAUAAGACUUUGAUAGAACAGGCAGAGUGAACGAAAUGUUACGGGUAAAGCACAUAGUACACAAGGGUUAACCUAUUUAUGAAAUUUUUGACAUUGUAAACGGUACGAGGAGCCACUAAAAUGAAUGAGUAGAGAUGUAAAGCAUGGGUGAGUUAUGGUAUAUUUGUGUGAAUUGUUGGAUUGAUAAUAUCCUUAAAUAUUUAAUUAUCUAUUCUUUUUUCAUUAGCCCACUCUUACAUUGUUUGUGGCUGUGAUUUUCACCUACAACUUGAGUUAUGGACGAGAAGUUGAUAUUGCUGAAAAAAGUCAGGAUGCACAGCAGUAAGGAGCAGGAAACUUGUAUCUGGGUUUUUGUUUUGGAUUUUUAUUACAUGUACUUUGCAUAAAAUUUUUAAUAAGGAAAUUGUUUACGAUUUUGUAUAUUUAUUCAUUUUGUUAAAUAAUGGAAGUAUUAUUUUCAAGUA
Messenger RNA from Vigna angularis (adzuki bean), 3677 nucleotides. RefSeq names its product pentatricopeptide repeat-containing protein At2g13600. The record is from RefSeq and is a predicted model, not a curated record. Lineage: Eukaryota; Viridiplantae; Streptophyta; Magnoliopsida; Fabales; Fabaceae. The transcript is spliced from 2 exons. The coding region runs from base 474 to 2009 and encodes 511 amino acids. Gene Ontology annotation, biological process: RNA modification. Gene Ontology annotation, molecular function: protein binding; RNA binding.